Molecule: messenger RNA, 1836 nt
Organism: Penicillium concentricum
Lineage: Eukaryota; Fungi; Ascomycota; Eurotiomycetes; Eurotiales; Aspergillaceae
Product: WD40 repeat domain-containing protein
Exons: 3
Coding region: 1-1836 (611 amino acids)
Biological process (GO): actin filament depolymerization; positive regulation of actin filament depolymerization
Cellular component (GO): cortical actin cytoskeleton
Molecular function (GO): actin filament binding
Source: RefSeq, a predicted model, not a curated record
AUGUCACUUACGAAUGAGUCCAUUUGGGCUCCUAGCCCCUCCACCACCCGCGGCCAGCCCACCCAGCUUUCUUCCGACGCUAAAGGCGAGCGAUUGGCCUAUGCAUCUAACAAAUCCAUCUUCUUGCGUUCAAUCGACGACCCCGCAGUCGCUAGGCAGUACACCGAACACAAGGCGCAGACAACUGUCGCACGCUUCGCCCCCUCCGGCUUCUACGUUGCAAGUGGUGACGCUGCAGGAAUCGUGAGAGUAUGGGACUGUGUCGGCGAAGGAAUCACCAAGGGUGAAUAUAGCAUUGUUAAUGGUCGAAUCAACGAUCUGGCCUGGGACGGCGACUCCCAGCGCAUUAUUGCUGUCGGCGAUGGCAAGCAGCGAUAUGGACACUGUAUCACCUGGGACAGUGGGAAUACCGUUGGCGAGAUUCACGGCCAUACGCAGCAGCUCAACACCGUGUCAAUUAGGCAACAGCGACCCCUGCGUGCCGCCACUGCUGGUGACGACAGGAAGACGGUCUUCUACCACGGAGCGCCGUUCAAAUUCAACAACGGAAUUGCCGACAAGCACUCAAACUACAUCUACGGAGUUGGCUUCAGCCCGGAUGGUUCGCACUUAGUCAGUGUUGGCGCGGACCGGAAGAUCUGGCUCUACGACGGCAAGACUGGUGAGACCAAGGGUCAAAUCGGCGAAGGAGAGCACAAUGGCAGUAUCUUUGGUGUGUCCUGGGCCAAGGACUCGCGAAAGUUCGUGACUGCAAGCGCGGACCGGACUGUCAAGAUCUGGGAUGUGGAAGCUGGCAAAGCAACACAGACCUGGACUUUGGGAGAAGAGGGCGCUAUGGCUGUUCGCGACCACCAAGUCGGCGUAGUCUGGCCCCCAGGAAGAAGUGAUAACCUGCUCAUCAGUUUGUCUCUGAGCGGAGACUUGAACUACCUGGUCGAGGGAACUCCCGAGCCCCGGCAGGUUGUCUCGGGCCACCAGAAGAGCAUCACCUCCUUGACACAGACAACUGUGGAUAACAAGGAAACUUUGUGGACAGGAAGCUUUGACGGAAGAGUCUGCAAUUGGGAUGUAACUUCAGGUAAGGCUGAGGAGAUUGAAGGAGAUGCUCACCCCGGCUACGUCGCCGGGCUUGCAACUAUAUCAGAGGGAAGCGGUAGAAUUUACAGUGUCGGCUGGGACGACACCCUCCGUUCUGUCGAUGUCGCUGCUAAAACAUAUACUGGCAGUGCUUCAAAGCUCAAUGGACAGCCGAAGGGCGUUGCUGCUGGUGACUCGACCGUGCUUGUUGGCGAAGCCGAAACCGUCGAAAUUUUCCAGGAUGGCAAGAAGACCGGAGAAUAUAAAACAGACUUUGUGGCGACCACUGUCGCCGCGCAUGGUUCUCAGGCAGCCAUUGGGGGUGAGAAUGGAUCUGUUCAAAUCUGUGCCAUCUCCAGCUCUCGGCUCUCUCCCCGGGCAGAUAUCAAUGCCUCUCGCAAUCCAAUCUCUGCUCUUUCCUUCUCCCCAGACGCCUCCCACUUGGCCGUGGGUGACUUACGGGGACGUGUUCUGGUUUUCAAAGUUGCCGAUGGCAGUUUGGUGACAGACCGCUGGACGGCGCAUACUGCACGAAUCACAUCCCUUGCCUGGAACGAGGCUGGCUCACACGUUGUGAGUGGAUCGCUGGACACAAACAUCUUUGUUUGGAGCUUAGCCAAACCAGGUGACUGGCUUGAGCUGCAGAAUGCCCACAAGGAGGGCGUCCAUGGUGUCGGAUGGGUUGCAGGAGGCUCUAAGAUCAUCUCAGCUGGUGCUGAUGCGGCGGUGAAGGUGUGGAAAGUGGAAGGCUUGAAAUAA